Molecule: messenger RNA, 2158 nt
Organism: Pelobates fuscus (common spadefoot toad)
Lineage: Eukaryota; Metazoa; Chordata; Amphibia; Anura; Pelobatidae
Product: fucolectin-1-like
Exons: 6
Coding region: 19-981 (320 amino acids)
Source: RefSeq, a predicted model, not a curated record
GAUAAAGGGUGAUUAAGGAUGAAGUGUCUAACAAUCCUGUUGGUUUGUGGCCUUUGCGCAGUUGGUGGAUGGGCUCACCAGUUUGCUCCUAAGCCUGGAGAUACAAAUUUGGCAGGAUUUGGUAUAGUCACUCAGAGCUCUGACUAUGGCAUUGGUGAGGCUAUACGAGCUAUCGAUGGGAAUAAUGACACAAACUACUUCAGCCAUCCCUGCAGUCACACAAAUAAUGACUACGAACCAUGGUGGAAACUGGAUCUGAGAAUGAGAGCAACCAUUGAUUUAAUCAUCAUAACGAACCGUCAGGAUUGCUGCGCAGAGCGUUUGAGAGGAGUCCAGGUUAAAGUUGGAAAUUCUCCUGAUGGCAAUAACCCAGUAUGUGGCACCGUCACAGACGUAUCGCAAGCCAGACUCCCCAUUCCUUGCCGUGGAGCGGUGGGACGCUACGUCACUGUGACCAUCCCCGGCCGUGCUGAGUAUCUGACACUGUGUCAAGUGGAGGUUAAUGGGCAUUUCAUUGAAACAGAGCAUGACUCACCAGCUAAAAAUUUGGCAGGAUUUGGUAUAGUCACUCAGAGCUCUGUCUAUGGCUUUGGUGGGGCUGCACGAGCUAUCGAUGGGAAUAAUGACACAAACUACCACAAACAUCCCUGCAGUCACACAAAUAAAGACUACGAACCCUGGUGGAAACUGGAUCUGAAAAGGAGAGCGACCAUUGAUUUAAUCGUCAUAACGAACCGUCAGGAUUGCUGCACAGAGCGUUUGAGAGGAGCCCAGGUUAAAGUCGGAGAUUCUCCUGAUGGCAACAACCCAGUAUGUGGCACCAUCACAGACCUAUCGCAAACCAGACUCCCCAUUCCUUGCCAAGGAGCGUUGGGACGCUACGUCACUGUGACCAUCCCCGGCCGUGCUGAGUAUCUAACACUGUGUCAAGUGGAGGUUUAUGGACUUUUCAUUGAAACAGAGCAUGACUCAACAAGUUAGCCAUGACUGGUCCUUUCUGCCAUUACAGAACUCGCUUUGGCUACAAUUUAAAUGGUCAAUAUCUGCAUAAAUGCUCAUGUUUCCGCGUAUGCAACAAUGUAUCUUUUUAUAUCCCACAGAGUUUAGGGACCUUCCCAGUAAAUGCUAAUUGGUGGGUAGACUAAGCUGUGAUUGACUGUGGUCAUUCUCACAAGUAGAUCAGUCUAACAAAAUGGCAACUGGGACUGUUAUAUGGUACCCAUUCCAAUCAAGGUAAUAACAAUGAAACAAAAUAUGUCACCAGAACUGAUACCUAGUUAUAUCCCAGUAAUAACCCAUUAAUAGUGCCCUAAUAAUAACCCAGUAACGGCCCAGUAAUAAUGCAGUAAUGGCCCAGUAAUAGUCCAGUCAUAGCCCAGUAAUAACCUAGUAAUGGCCCAGUGAUAGCGCAGUAAUGGCCCAGUGAUGGCGCAAUAACGGCCCAGUGAUAGCGCAGUAACGGCCCAGUGAUGGCGCAGUAACGGCCCAGUGAUGGCGCAGUAACGGCCCAGUAAUAAUGCAGUAAUGGCCCAGUAAUAGUCCUAUUAUAGCCCAGUUAUAACCUAUUAAUGGCCCAGUGAUAGCGCAGUAAUGGCCCAGUAAUAGCGUAAUAACACAGUAGCGCAGUAACGGCCCAAUAAUAGUGCAGUAAUGGCACAGUAAUGGCUUAGUGAUAGCGCAGUAAUGGCCCAGUGAUAAUGCAUGAUGGCCCAAUAAUGACCUAGUAAUGGCCCAGUGAUAGUGCAUGAUGGCCCAAUAAUGACAUAGUAAUGGCCCAGUGAUAGUGCAUGAUGGCCCAAUAAUGACAUAGUAAUGGCCCAGUGAUAGUGCAUGAUGGCCCAAUAAUGACCUAGUAAUGGCCCAGUGAUAGUGCAUGAUGGCCCAGUAAUGACCCAGUAAUGACUCAGUGAUAGUGCAGUAAUGGCCCCAGUGUAAUAUAUCACAUUUACUCAUAGGUUGCAAUGAGACCAUUAAGAUAAAUAGCUGCAGGAAAUGGGCCAGAAAUACUGGAUUUAAGUCAUAAAUAAUAGAUUCUCCUAUUACCAUAUUUCUGUUGUGGUUUUGGUUCUUACUCGUUCUGUGGGUUUAAUAAAUAUAAUGCUAAUGCUUGCCUAAUUAACCUGUACUUCUCUGUUUGGAAAAUAAAUGAUAUCUCAUC